AAAUCUUGCCUCCACUUCCUUAACAACCAGACAUGGACGGUGUUAAAAAUAUAUUUUAUUUAAUUACGUGGAUUGCUUUGGCUGUUUUUUGGCUGUAUGGUAGUGGGUUCUUGUUUAUUAUUUUCAUGUUAGGAUUUUUUGCAUCGUUACUUAUCUGCAACAAAAACCCGGAGGGCAAUGGACAUGUUUGUGUGCUGGUUCUGGGAGACUUGGGUCGCAGUCCACGGAUGAAUUAUCAUGCCUUAUCACUGGCUCGACACGGCUUCAGCGUCACAUUAACCGGAUUCCUCGAAACCAAUCCCCAUCAUAAUGUCCUGAAUCAUGAGAAGAUAAAGAUUUGCCCCAUUUCGAACAUCAAAACAUUGAAAGUUGGACCACGUAUUGGUCAGUAUAUUAUAAAGGUGAUCAUUCAAGCUCUUCAGCUUUUUUACGUGUUGUUGAAUAUGGACACACCUUCCUAUAUUCUCCUUCAGAAUCCUCCAGGGCUGCCUAGCAUUGCCGUUACCCGUCUCUUUUGCUUCCUGAGAAAGAGCCAACUAAUAAUUGACUGGCACAACUAUGGAUAUUCAAUUUUGAGUCUUACAAAUGGACCAGAGAGCCCAGUUGUGCACAUUUCAAAGUGGUAUGAGCACAUUUUUGGAAGAUUUUCAAAGUAUAAUUUUUGUGUGACAAAUGCAAUGAAGGAGGACUUGCUGGUCAACUGGAGAAUUAAAGCUACAACACUUUAUGACAAGCCACCAUCUAUGUUUCAAGAGACUACACUGCAACUACAGCAUAAAUUAUUUAUGAAGCUUUCUGUGGAUUACCCUCAAUUUAAAGCUCCUUUGGAUCCUUCCGACUUCAACAUAGAAAAAUCGGCUUUUACUGAACUGAACAAGAAAAAUGGAAUUGUUAUUCACACUAAGGGAAGACCAGCCCUACUAAUAAGCAGCACAAGCUGGACAGAAGAUGAAGAUUUUACAGUGUUGUUGAGAGCAUUGCAAGAUUAUGAAGAGUUAAUCAGAAAUGGAAUUAAACUUCCACCUUUGGUCUGCGUUAUAACAGGCAAAGGCCCAUUAAAAAAAUAUUAUACUCAGUUAAUGGAGGAGAUGCACUUUAAUCACAUCCAAAUUUGUACACCAUGGUUGGAAGCUGAAGAUUAUCCACUUUUGCUAGGAUCAGCAGAUCUAGGAGUUUGUCUACAUAAAUCAUCCAGUGGUUUGGACUUACCUAUGAAAGUAGUUGAUAUGUUUGGUUGUUGCCUUCCUGUGUGUGCAGUUAAUUUUAAGUGUUUACACGAACUUGUAAAACAUGAAGAAAAUGGAUUUAUAUUUGAAGAUUCAAAAGAACUUGCUGAACAGUUACAGGUAUUAUUUUCAGAUUUCCAGAGUGAUUCAUGCAAAUUAAACAGAUUUCGUCAAAAUCUACGUGAAUCAAAACAAAUGCGCUGGGAUGAGAGCUGGGAUCAGACUGUACUUCCAAUCAUUGGAGGAUGUUCCAAAGCACGAUGAUAGCCAAGUUACUGUUAAUUUCCUAUUUAAAUAAGGUUGUUGUUUUUUGUAUAAAUAUGUUUAAAUCCAAAUGCAAUAGUUUGUCUUGUGUUUUAUGAAACAAGUGUUCUAUAAUACAUACACCAAUCUAUUAUAUUGAUUGUUAU
Molecule: messenger RNA, 1636 nt
Organism: Pelobates fuscus (common spadefoot toad)
Lineage: Eukaryota; Metazoa; Chordata; Amphibia; Anura; Pelobatidae
Gene: ALG1
Product: ALG1 chitobiosyldiphosphodolichol beta-mannosyltransferase
Exons: 13
Coding region: 33-1490 (485 amino acids)
Cellular component (GO): endoplasmic reticulum
Molecular function (GO): mannosyltransferase activity
Source: RefSeq, a predicted model, not a curated record